AUGCUAGGAAAAUGCUACUUUCUCUACAAUGGCCGUGAUCCUGAAACUGGAGUUCUCUUACUCAGGCCGAUAAUGAAAGCGCUGAAUCGCCCCCUCAACACUCCACAUGGCCCGCAAGAACAGUUCGUCUCACUGUGGUAUCGGCAUGGCAAGCCGUGCAUGGGCCGAGCAUGGAACAACAAUGGCAAGAUUGAGGCUUCGUUUGUAGAUGACGGUCAUGAAUUCACUGGACAUCUUGUCGGCUCCAUGCAAAUGCUUGUCGAGCUUCCGGCCACGGCUGCUGGCUUCGAAUAUUGCUGGCUGCCUUACGAACAGGCCUCAGUCUACAUGGACAAAGAUUUUGUACCCGUUCAUCUGAAUUACGUUGCACCAUGCGUGGUUCAAGCAGAUGCCUACGAGAUACUUGGGUCGGUGAAUUUGAAAAAGGAACGCGUCGAUGUCGCCAUUGACGGUCGCGUGAUGACUCUUGAUGGACCAAAAAUACGUAAGCUGAAGGUGCUGUGCAGAAAAGAUCGUGACGACACAAUGCCUAUCUAA
Molecule: messenger RNA, 537 nt
Organism: Cooperia oncophora
Lineage: Eukaryota; Metazoa; Nematoda; Chromadorea; Rhabditida; Trichostrongylidae
Source: the annotation of a GenBank genome assembly